CCUCCAAUAUGGAUAUCCGGCCAAACAACACGAUUUACAUCAACAAUCUCAACGAGAAAGUGAAGAAGGAGGAGCUGAAGAAGUCCCUGUACGCGAUAUUCUCGCAAUUCGGACAAAUCUUGGACAUCAUAGCGUUGAAAACGUUGAAAAUGCGCGGCCAGGCGUUCGUCAUAUUCAAGGAAAUCCAAAGCUCCACCAACGCGUUGAGAUCCAUGCAGGGAUUUCCAUUUUAUGAUAAACCAAUGAGGAUCCAAUACGCAAAGCAGGACUCUGACGUCAUUUCCAAGUUGAAAGGAACCUUCCAGGAACGACCGAAGAAAGCCAAACCUGUGAUAUCUAGAGAGGAAGACAUGCCGAGGAAGAAGAAGAAGAACAAGGACGCGAAUAGGGCCGUUGGCGGAGCGAAUGCGGAACAACCGCCCAAUCAAAUUCUUUUCCUGACUAACUUACCGGACGAGACCAGCGAAAUGAUGCUCUCCAUGUUGUUUAACCAGUUUCCUGGAUUCAAAGAAGUACGAUUGGUGCCCAAUCGACACGACAUCGCCUUCGUCGAGUUCGAAAACGAACUUCAAUCUGGGGCUGCAAAAGAUGCUUUACAGGGCUUCAAAAUCACCCCGACGCACGCGAUGAAGAUCUCCUUCGCAAAGAAAUAAGUGAUUUUUUUUGUACAAUUACUCUAGUUUAUAAGCUCGAACUUGUAACACACAUUAUCUGAUAUAAAUGCGAAUGUAUGGACUUCGAGGGUACCUAAUUGUUGAUUUCGAAGCGUACCGACUGAUUAAUUGCAUUGCCUUAAGGGUAGUAAAAAUACCUGGAGUAUUCGCAUUUGUAGUAGUUUAGAUAAGAUGUGCUUAUGUGUUCUUUAGGAUCGAUAUCUAAUAGAAGUAUCGAAAAUAAAUAUGAUUUAA
Messenger RNA from Phyllotreta striolata, 908 nucleotides. The record is from the annotation of a GenBank genome assembly. Lineage: Eukaryota; Metazoa; Arthropoda; Insecta; Coleoptera; Chrysomelidae.